Molecule: messenger RNA, 237 nt
Organism: Trichomonas vaginalis G3
Lineage: Eukaryota; Parabasalia; Trichomonadida; Trichomonadidae
Exons: 1
Coding region: 1-237 (78 amino acids)
Source: RefSeq, a predicted model, not a curated record
AUGGCUUAUGGAGCUGAUAAAUCUAAGCUUAUUCCGUCGAUAUACUUUACAUCAUUUAUUUUCCAGGGAUUAUGUAUCUGGUUUUACGUUACUCUCGCCAUUUUCCAUGAACUCCUUGAGAAACUCCUCGAAGAAGAUAAAGAAAGGCCAAAUAGCGAAGAAUACGAAAAGAUUCCUCCAAUUAGGUUCUUUGAAAACACAGGAAGCAGUAAUAAUGGAAACUCAUUAUAUACAUAA